AUGGCAACAACUAAGAAACUAGUAGUAGAAGUAGUAGACGCCAAAGAUCUCACACCAAAAGAUGGCCACGGAACGUCAAGUCCCUACGUUGUCGUCGACUACUACGGCCAGAGACGACGGACACGUACCAUAGUCCGCGACUUAAACCCUGUUUGGAACGAGACGCUCGAGUUCAGUCUCGCAAAGCGACCUUCUCAUCAGGUCUUCACCGAUUUUCUUGAGGUUGACAUGUACCAUGACAAGAACUUUGGACCCACCCGGAGGAACAACUUUCUCGGUAGGAUCCGACUUGGUUCUGAUCAGUUUGUUGGUAAAGGAGAGGAGGCUCUGAUAUACUAUCCUUUGGAGAAGAAGAGUUUGUUUACUCUUGUGCAGGGUGAGAUUGGGAUUAGGAUUUACUACGCCGAUGAGAUACCUCCUCCUGCUUCCAAACCGGCGGUAGCUCCUCUUGAGCCGGUGGUUGAGGAAAAGGCGGAGGAAGUGGCGGCGGAAGCUUCUAACGAGUCUCAGCCACUACCAGAGACUAAAGACAGUCCUGCUGAAGUGAAAGACACGGCGGAACCACCACCGCCGGAGAAUUUGCCAGCCGAGGGUCCCAAGCCAAACGAAGAGGAUUCACCGGCGUCACAGGAAAAUGCUACAGCUGGUGGAGGAGAUCAAGAGACGCCUGAAUCGAAUCCCCCACCGGGAGCAGUAAAGAAUGAAGCGGAGGGAACACCGAAAUUACCGGCGGAAGAGCCACCGCAGAAUCAACCGGACGGUGAAAAUAUUGUGCUUGAGUCUGGAGAUGCGGCGAACUGGAUUCCUCCGCCGCGAUCACCGUUGCCGGAAGUUACUAUUUCGAGAUCUGUAUCCGGUUCCAUACCAGAAACUAAUAUCGGAGGAAUCGGAGGACCGCAACCACUUCGGAGAAGCGUAUCAGAAACCGCGAGUUACACAUCAGAAAUCUCCGACGUAUCGACGAUCGAGCGAUCCGCGUUUGAUUUGGUGGAGAAAAUGCAUUACGUCUUCGUCCGCGUUGUGAAGGCUCGGUUGCUACCAACCUCCGGAAGUCCAAUUACAAAAAUCUCACUCUCCGGCACAAUGAUCCAAUCAAAACCCGCCAGAAAAACCUCUACUUUCGAGUGGGAUCAAACCUUCGCCUUCCUCCGAGACUCGCCGGAUUUAUCUUCCUCUCCAAUUCUGGAGAUCUCCGUGUGGGAUUCACCGACGGGAACCGACACUAGCCAUUUCCUCGGUGGAAUUUGCUUCGACGUAUCGGAAAUUCCACUCCGAGACCCGCCGGAUAGUCCACUGGCGCCGCAAUGGUACCGUCUCGAAGGAGGUGGAGCUCACCACGGCGAUCUAAUGCUUGCCACGUGGACAGGAACCCAAGCGGACGAAUCAUUUCCGGACGCGUGGAAGACCGACACCGCCGGAAAUGUAACAGCCCGAGCGAAGGUCUACAUGUCGCCGAAGCUGUGGUAUCUUCGCGCCACUGUGAUCGAAGCCCAAGACUUGUUACCGCCUCAGCUAACGGCGUUCAAAGAGGCCUCGUUUCAAUUGAAAGCCCAAUUAGGUUUCCAAGUUCAGAAAACCAAAUCGGCCGUUACUCGUAACGGUGCGCCGUCAUGGAACGAAGAACUACUCUUCGUAGCCGCCGAGCCUUUCGCCGACCAGCUUGUUUUCACAUUGGAGUAUCGUACAUCGAAAGGACCGGUCACCGUCGGGAUGGCUCGUGUGCCGCUCACCGCAAUCGAGAGGCGCGUCGACGAGCGUUUGGUUGCCUCCAGAUGGUUCGGUUUCGAUGAUCCAAACGACGAGAAGAGAGGAAACAGAUCGAGAGUACACCUGAGGCUCUGCUUCGACGGCGGUUAUCACGUGAUGGACGAGGCAGCUCACGUGUGCAGCGAUUACCGACCUACGGCGAGGCAGCUAUGGAAACCGGCGGUAGGAAUCGUCGAGCUCGGUGUAAUCAGUUGUAAGAAUCUGUUACCGAUGAAGACGGUGAACGGGAAAGGAUCGACGGACGCGUACACGGUGGCGAAAUACGGAACGAAAUGGGUCCGUACCCGAACCGUAUCGGAUUCUCUAGAUCCGAAAUGGAAUGAGCAGUACACGUGGAAAGUAUACGAUCCGUGUACGGUUCUGACGAUUGGAGUGUUCGAUAGCUGGGGAGUUUAUGAAAUUGACGGUGGGAAAGAAGCCACGCGUCAAGAUCUGCGAAUCGGAAAAGUUCGUAUACGUAUAUCCACGUUGGAAACGGGUAAGGCAUAUAGAAAUACGUAUCCACUGCUGAUGUUAGUUAACGGCGGCGUUAAAAAAUUGGGAGAGAUAGAAUUGGCCGUUAGAUUCGUAAGAUCAGCUCCACCGUUGGAUUUCUUACACGUGUACAGUCAACCGUUGUUGCCUUUGAUGCACCACAUCAAACCGUUGACUCUGUUUCAGGAAGAUAUGUUGAGGAACACUGCAGUGAAGAUUUUGGCCGUACACUUGUCACGAUCUGAGCCGCCUUUAAAGCCUGAAAUUGUUCGGUAUAUGCUCGACGCCGAUACGCACACUUUCAGUAUGCGUAAAGUUCGAGCGAAUUGGCUCCGGAUUGUCAAUGUCGUCGCCGGAAUACUCGACGUGGUGCGAUGGGUGGAUGACACGCGUUUCUGGAAGAAUCCGACAGCGACUCUCCUAGUUCACGUCCUUGUCGUGAUGCUGAUUUGGUUCCCGGAUCUAAUAUUUCCGACAUUAGCGUUUUACUUGUUCGUGAUCGGCGCGUGGAACUACAGGUUCAGGUCACGUGCUGCUCUCCCGCAUUUCGAUCCAAAACUCUCGCUGGCUGAUGCAGCCGAUAGAGACGAGCUUGACGAGGAGUUCGACGUCGUCCCGAGCAACCGGCCGCCGGAGAUGGUCCGGUUGAGAUACGAUAAGCUGCGAGCGGUCGGAGCUCGUGUUCAGACGAUUCUCGGUGAGGUGGCGGCGCAAGGGGAGAAGAUGCAGGCUUUGGUGACGUGGCGGGAUCCGAGAGCUACUGGUAUAUUCGUGGGGCUGUGUUUGGUGGUGGCGUUGGUGUUGUACCUCGUGCCCACGAAGAUGGUGGCGAUGGCUUCCGGGUUUUAUUACUUCCGUCAUCCGAUUUUCCGUGAUCGGAAACCUUCCCCGAUGUUGAACUUCUUCCGGCGACUACCUUCGUUAUCUGAUCGGCUCAUGUGA
Microthlaspi erraticum is the source of this 3183-nucleotide messenger RNA. Lineage: Eukaryota; Viridiplantae; Streptophyta; Magnoliopsida; Brassicales; Brassicaceae. The record is from the annotation of a GenBank genome assembly.